Owenia fusiformis is the source of this 930-nucleotide messenger RNA. NCBI's taxonomy places the organism in Eukaryota, Metazoa, Annelida, Polychaeta, Sabellida, Oweniidae. The record is from the annotation of a GenBank genome assembly.
AUUCUCGAUAUAUUUCAACGAUUCGUGACUAUCUCGUCACGUGCAUAGGUGGUUCAAUGGAUCUCAAGAUAGAUGACAGGAGCAAAAUUGCGACAAUCGUGCUCAAUCAACCAGAAAAAAAGAAUGCACUCUCAGGUAAAAUGAUGGUAGACUUACAAGAAAUAGUAUCUAAACUUGAAGGCUGGAACGAGGGUAAGGGCGUUUUGAUGUACGGAUCCAAAGGGUCAUUCUGCUCAGGCGGGGAUCUGGAAACUGUCGGAAAAAUCCUGGAUCCUGAACUAGGCAUCCAAAUGUGCAAUUUUAUGCAGCAAGUCACAACGAGGUUGUCUAAUCUUCAUUUGGUCAGUUUAGCUCUUGUGCAAGGCUAUGCUUUAGGCGGAGGAGCGGAAUUAGCCACUGCAUGCGAUUUCAGACUGAUGACUGAAAAUGCGUGUAUAGGAUUUACACAUGUCAAAUUGGGCGUAUCCUCAUCCUUUGGCGGAGCAUCAAGAUUAGUUAAAUUGAUUGGUCGAAAAAAUGCUCUAGAUUUACUUUUGUCGGGGCGUUUGAUAGGAGCCACCGAAGCAUUUAACUUAAAACUUAGUGAUUGUACGCUCACGGAAAGUACAGCUACAUUAAAGGCAUACGAGUGGUUAGAACGAAGGACAAACAAUCAAUUGUAAUUUUACAAAGACAUCUUCAUCAUAAAAUUCUCAAACAGAAAAUAAUUUGAUCUUUUACUAAGCGACAAAGAAUUGGAAUAGACUGCCAUCUUUAGUUCAAGUUGUUAACAGUGAUGAAUCUGUUUUCACGGUAACCGCCAAUCACUUGUUAUUGCCUUGGUCACAUUUGCUCCGAUUUUCUCUACGGCGAGCGGCCGAUUGAGUAUUUUGUUCAAAAUUGAAUACAAUAUCGAGCAAAACACUCAAUCGGCCGGCCGCCGGCCGAUGG